AUGAUGUUACGUUAUGAUUCCUUACUCUGGCAAUGUACUCUAGCUGCUGGUAUUUGGUUUAUACCACAAGAUGUAGCUGCUAUAUCAGCAUUCUUAUUGUAUGGUCGUAGCAAAUCUCGUACUAUUAAUCAACCAGUAUAUGUUGAUAAUAUUGAUACUGCUGCUAAUGAAUAUUUUAAGAGGAAGGGUCUAGAUCCUACUAAGAUGAUCAUGAUGCGUAAGUCGUCUAAAAUUACAGAGAUCAGAUAUGGUGAGAUGUAUAAGUAG
Molecule: messenger RNA, 267 nt
Organism: Perkinsus marinus ATCC 50983
Lineage: Eukaryota; Perkinsozoa; Perkinsida; Perkinsidae
Exons: 3
Coding region: 1-267 (88 amino acids)
Source: RefSeq, a predicted model, not a curated record